CCGGGCGGGGAGCCCCACCGCGGCGGCAGUGGGUGGGCCGGAGCGGCUGCGCGGAGCCGUCAGCAUGGCCGGUGGCCCUGAGCCCUACAUUGAAAUAUUUGAACAACCCAGGCAAAGGGGCAUGCGUUUCAGAUACAAAUGUGAGGGAAGAUCAGCAGGCAGCAUUCCAGGAGAACACAGUACUGAAAACAAUAAGACGUUCCCUUCCAUACAGAUUCUGAACUAUUUUGGAAAAGUCAAAAUAAGAACUACAUUGGUAACAAAGAAUGAACCCUACAAGCCACAUCCUCAUGAUCUGGUGGGAAAAGACUGCAGAGAUGGCUACUAUGAAGCAGAGUUUGGGCCAGAACGGCGAGUCCUGUCUUUCCAGAAUUUGGGCAUUCAGUGUGUGAAGAAGAAAGACCUGAAGGAAUCAAUUUCUUUACGAAUCUCAAAGAAGAUUAACCCUUUCAAUGUGCCUGAAGAACAGCUGCACAACAUCGAUGAGUAUGAUCUCAACGUCGUCCGCCUCUGCUUCCAAGCUUUCCUUCCCGACGAACAUGGCAACUACACGUUAGCUCUUCCUCCUUUGAUUUCCAACCCGAUCUAUGACAACAGAGCUCCCAACACAGCAGAAUUAAGAAUUUGUCGUGUGAACAAGAACUGUGGAAGUGUAAAAGGAGGAGAUGAAAUAUUUCUACUGUGUGACAAAGUUCAGAAAGAUGAUAUAGAAGUCAGAUUUGUCUUGGACAACUGGGAGGCCAAAGGUUCCUUCUCACAAGCUGACGUUCACCGUCAAGUUGCAAUUGUGUUCAGAACGCCACCGUUUCUCAAAGACAUCACUGAGCCCGUCACGGUGAAGAUGCAGCUGCGAAGACCUUCAGACCAGGAAGUCAGUGAACCUAUGGAUUUCAGAUACCUACCAGAUGAAAAGGAUCCAUAUGGCAACAAAGCAAAAAGGCAAAGGUCAACGUUGGCUUGGCAAAAGCUCAUACAGGACUGUGGGUCAAAUGCGACAGAGAGGCCCAAAGUAGCUCCGUUCCCCACUGUCACUCCUGAAGGGAAGCUCAUCAAGAAAGAACCAAACAUGUUUUCAUCUGCAAUGAUGAUGCCGGGGCUAGGAACCCUGGCCAACACUAGUCAGAUCUACCCUGUCUGCAACCAGAUUCCCCAUCCGCCUGCGCAGGUGGGGCCAGGGAAGCAAGACACGCUCUCCUCGUGCUGGCAGCAGCUGUACGGCACCCCCUCUUCAGCCGGCAGCCUGCUUAACGCGCACCCACAGAACAGCUUUGCAGCAGAUGUGCCUCAGGCUGCUGCUCAGGGCAGCAGCUCUCUCCCAGCUUUCCAUGACAACUCCCUGAACUGGCCUGAUGAGAAGGAUUCAGGCUUCUACCGGAAUUUCGGCAGCACAAAUGGGAUGGGAGCAGUGGUGGUGUCAACUGCAGACAUGCAGAGUGUUUCUAGUAACAGCAUCGUGCACCAGGCUCACCCCGCCAGCAUCUCCACAGCCAGCAUCGUCAACAUGGAGACCGACGACAUGAACUGCACUAGUGUAAACUUUGAAAAGUAUAACCCAGUGUUAAAUGCAAGCAAUCACAGGCAGCAGCUCCAUCAGGUGCCUCCAGCUUGCCCGCCUGUAGCAGCCCCGGGCAGUACGCCUUUUAAUUCACAGUCUAACUUAGCUGAUCCAGCAGUUUACAGUUUUAUAGACCAAGAAGUUUUAAGCGAAUCGAGACUAUCCACCAACCCGAUCCCAAACCAUCAGAAUAGCAUUGCAGAUAACCAGUACUAUGACACCGACGGUGUCCACACUGAUGAGCUUUAUCAGUCUUUCCAAUUUGAUAACAUAUUACAAAGCUAUAACCAUUGAGCCAGCAGUGUCGGGCUGGAAGCAGGUACGUAGACCUUUUCAGAUGGCUAGCUGCGUGAAGAGGAGUAACUUACCCUUCUGGAAUCCCUGCUUUCUCUUUCAGAAUGUUACUACGCAGGUUUCAUGAUAUAACUUGAGGUUAUCUAUUACAGCCCAAAGACUGGUGCCCGUAAAGAAGAGAGGUGGGAGUAGGGUUUGGGAUUCUGUACCCUAAAAGUACUUUGUAUGCAUAUUUUUACGCUGUUGGAAAAGGGAACUGUUAACACUUAAAUCUUUCUUACCUUUGGG
Molecule: messenger RNA, 2137 nt
Organism: Haliaeetus leucocephalus (bald eagle)
Lineage: Eukaryota; Metazoa; Chordata; Aves; Accipitriformes; Accipitridae
Gene: REL
Product: v-rel avian reticuloendotheliosis viral oncogene homolog
Exons: 10
Coding region: 65-1849 (594 amino acids)
Biological process (GO): canonical NF-kappaB signal transduction; inflammatory response; response to cytokine
Cellular component (GO): cytoplasm
Molecular function (GO): RNA polymerase II cis-regulatory region sequence-specific DNA binding; DNA-binding transcription factor activity, RNA polymerase II-specific
Source: RefSeq, a predicted model, not a curated record